Molecule: messenger RNA, 4521 nt
Organism: Haliotis rufescens (red abalone)
Lineage: Eukaryota; Metazoa; Mollusca; Gastropoda; Lepetellida; Haliotidae
Product: tachykinin-like peptides receptor 99D
Exons: 5
Coding region: 699-1853 (384 amino acids)
Biological process (GO): G protein-coupled receptor signaling pathway
Cellular component (GO): membrane
Molecular function (GO): neuropeptide Y receptor activity
Source: RefSeq, a predicted model, not a curated record
GUGAGUGUAAUGCUAUGGUCGAGGCAGUUUGGCAUAGGCCACUCACUGCGGAUCAUGUGAGGUUAAACUUUAGUGAAGUUAUUUCCAGAGUGAUUUAAAUUUGUCUCUUAAUUUUAUGUGAUCUAUGGAACUAGACCAGUUAAUGAAAAUGUGAUAUUCUCAACGUGGAGAAAGCACUGUCAAAGUUCGGCAGGAACAGUCACAGGAACGGAGGAGUGUGAGUGUGUACCACAUCGAAGGGAUUGUGAACAGGAAGAAUCUUCAGAAUUUGGAGGUAUAAUCCACGGACAUGACUAAACUGGGGUCAGUGUUGUCCUGAGAUGAGUUUUCAACCAUAAGUCUACAGUCUGAACAUUUGACCAUCAUGAGAGAAGUGUACAGCCAGGAAAGCGUGGAAUGACAUUACUACGUCAAGCGUAACGUCCCCAAUUGUCACUUGUAUUCAAUGUCUGAUGAUGAUUGAUGUGAUAGACGAACAAGUGCAAGUUGUAAGUCACAGGAGACGGGUAUCUGAAGACAGUGUUUCCAAGUGGUAGGACAUUUAACUUUAAAUUUGAAUAUGACGUUUUCAAUAUCUUUAACGUCUUCGCCAUGACCACAUAAGAGAUCGUGAGCAUCCUGGCUUUGUGGUACUUUUAAGCAUGUUUUUCAAGAUCUAAAUCCCUGCUUGAAGGAAACGGUUAUCUUAGUGCGAUACUAUGAGUUUCCUUACCAACACAUCAUUCCCUUACACGUUGUAUAAUCUGACGUUGACGGAGAGGAAUAUGACGCUUGAAGACGAGGCAUAUGAUGUCCCUCCUGGUCUCAUAUUCCUCCUGGCUUUCUUAUACGGCUCAAUAUCACUCCUUGCCGUCAUCGGCAACGGCCUCGUCAUCCUCGUCAUUGUCAGGAACCGCCGAAUGCACACCGUCACCAACAUCUUCAUCGCCAAUCUCGCCGUAGCCGACGUCAUCAUUGGGCUGUUCAGCAUUCCAUUUCAAUUUCAAGCGGCGUUGCUACAGCGUUGGGUUUUAGCCAACUUCAUGUGCUCCCUUGCUCCGUUCGUGCAGAUUAUCUCGGUCAACGUCAGUAUCAUCACGCUCAGCGUCAUCGCCGUCGACAGGUACAUCGCGGUGCUUCAUCCUUUCAAAGCCGGAUGUUCCAAACGUUCUGCCGCCAUCAUUAUUACAGCGAUAUGGUGGUUCGCCAUCCUUUCUGGACUGCCUUGUGCAUUGUUCUACAAGGUUGAUAGGGAUAUGUGUCAGUUUGAUUUCCCGCCACAGCUGAAAAACUUCCCGUUCUACUAUAACUUAUACAUAAUUCUUGUACAAUACAUGAUGCCUCUUCUAGUGAUUAGUGUUUGCUACUUCCGGAUCGGAUGUUAUAUUUGGGGAGCACGAGCGCCCGGAAAUACCAACCCUACGGAAGACGUCCGCAGCAGAAACAAGAGAAAGGUGGUGAAGAUGCUGAUCAUUGUGGUGUGCCUGUUUGUGUUAUGCUGGCUUCCUCUUCAAACCUAUAAUCUCCUAGCAAUCACAUAUCCCCAUGUCAAUGAAUACCGUUACAUCAACAUAAUCUGGUUCUGCUCCAACUGGUUCGCCAUGAGCAACUCCUGCUACAACCCCUUCAUCUACGGCCUUCUCAACGAGAAGUUUAAGCGCGAGUUCCGAAUCCUCUUCUCCAUGUGCCCAUGCCAGUGUGCUCAGAAAGAAUACAAGAAGGAGUAUACGGACUACUACAGUGAGGACGGCAACCAGACGUUCCGACGAUGCAGCAUGAUGAGGAACCCGGCGGUGAGGUACAACUUCAACAGGGACGAGCACAAGCGACUGUCCCGAAGGUCCACGGAAAUGACAGAGACAUCGCAAAUCUGACUAGCACGGGACCGGCGCCAUCGAGAUAUGGCCAAAGCUCUCAAUAUGUCCAGCGUUUGACAUCAAAUGUCUAUGCUGAUUGUGAAGCUUAAUGUUCAAGCGUUGUGAAUCCGCAUAGCCGAUGGACACAGAUGUUUGGGACAGUGUACAAACAUGUGACAUCACAGGCGAAUCAAUGAACAUGCUUAUAUCAAGGCGCUUGUCCCUGCUAGAGAUGCUGAGGAAUAAGCACAAACUGUUGUUAUUCCUGUUUUGUUUAGACUUCAAAAUAUUAAUGUUAAAGGUGUGAGACUAUUUCUUCAUAACGUAGAAAUGAAAGAGAAAAACACUCACAGUUGUAGAGGACGACAUGUGGUCAUGUAAUUUGAGGUCAGGGACCGUCAAAUAUCUAGGUAACAAGACGCGAAAGUUAGGAGCUAAUAUACCAUAGACGCUGAUCUGACUCUGCUUGUGACUCUGAUCUGCAUCCGACAACCGAUUUCAAAAGGAAGUCUAAAGAAUUCAUGCUGCAGAUGUCGGUGCUUGCCAUUUAAUGCCUAACCCUGGUCAAACUUCUGAGGUUCUCAGAUGAGAAUUGUGUAUACCCAUAAUCAAACAUUCUCUGAUGGUUCAUGGGGAUGCCUGAAGUCAUUGUCUCGUAGGACCACAGCCAGGUCACCAACACAUCCUUUGGCUCAACUUUGGAGGGAUGUGUUCUUUACGGUCCAGUAACGUAUACACGGUGAGAUUGGUGGUAUAGUCAUGGACAAUGCUUUGAAGUGAGUCAAAAAUCGCCUUGAUCAAACUCUUUUUCUGAUCCAAGUGACAAUCAAUUACUGGCAAAACUGUGAAAGGAUCAAAUGUGCGGUACGUGGGAAUGGGGAGUCUGAUUCAAAUCCAAAGGACAAACAUAAUAUGGAUGUGUGUAAAAGUUGAACGAUCUACCAUACUUGUACAGAGAAGUAGAGUACUCACAGAACAUGUUGAUAGCUUUUACUUGACAUGAAUAUCGACCACAUCAAGUGAACCACUUGGGUUGAAUACACGUCAAUAAUGGUGUUUGCUGCUCAAAAACAAAAAUCGUGGCAGUGUUAAACACUUAGCCUUUGGGUUGCUAUACAAGCAUACUAAUGGCAUUUCCAGUGUUCUGAGGUCCAAAUCAUGAUUGCCUGUAAUUAUGUGACUCCUCGAACCACAUGGUAAUUUGACCUAAAAUCUGUGCAUGAUAUGCCUCAGGGUGGGAUCGAUACCAAAGUGUUUUCUUGUGGACAAGUCGUCAAGCUAGAACUCUUAAUCUGUGGCUAAUGGUCAAAGAUCGCUCAUUAGGAUUUGGCUGUAAGGGUCUCUGUCGUUUGUGUUUGUGUGUUCCAAGGCAUGACUUGUGAAUGGAGAGUGCGUUUCUCCAAUCAGCUGUGAAUUUCGUGGACCGAUACUCGAAAACGUUUCGUUAGUUAUGAUUGAACAAGACAGGGCUACGUAACUGGAACAUUUCGUCAGGGUGUAACUAUGAAUUUGAUCAAUCGAAGAACGCAGUGGAUAUAAGACACAACAAUCAUGAUUUUACGGUGUAUUGUUGUAUGAUGGAAAAAGUUUGUAUGUGAAAUACUUAACCGAUGGGUUAGCUUGAUAUGGUGGAUUGGUUGCAAAAUAUACAAAUAUCAGAAUCAAUGACAGGUUUCAUUUUGUGAUUACCAAAGAGGAGCAAAGGUCAAAUUUGAGGGCCGGAGGGCGAAGGUCAUGGUGUGUGAAAUGGGGUUGAGGUUGUCCCAUGGGGUCGGGGCAACUUCUCUCUCCAUAUCAUGUCAGAUGGACAAAAAAAAUUAACUUAAACAAAAAAUAUUAAUUUUAAGAUUUUCUAAUUUUCCGACCCAUUUGUAUGCUUUCAUUUUCAGGAAGGAACCUCAAACCUAUGCUCCUCUAAAGUCAAACACAAAUGUUUAUUACGCGGCAAGUUUGAAAGAAUUGUUAAAGGACAUAUAACAAACAGUUCACAGAAUGAUAUCACACAUUCAUAUCGACACCAUGUACAUAUAGGACCAUCCCAGUUGGAGGCGCAUUGGUGAAUAUCAAAGCUCAACGAGAGAUAUGAACCCUUCUCAGGGGAAGUAUCUCGGUCUCGGAUACAAGACUUACGAAGUUCUCAUAUGACACCUGUUGAAAUAUGACAUGUAAAGUUUCAUGCAAGAUUACAUACUUUAAAAUUGGGCUGCAUGAAGGCUCGAGAUGGGACUUUCCUCGUCGUAUUGUGAAUAUAAUAUGUAAUGAGCCUUUAAACAAAUGACUGUAUAAUAUUAUGGCUGAUGUAAUCUUUCCUAUAAACAUUACAUAUUCACACAUAUUUCUAUCAGAAAUGUAAUUUGUAUUAGUGAUUAGAACCUAUCAAUAUUCUGUGUUUAACUCAUGUAUGUUUUGCUCGGUUUUCAUUGUUAUAACCUUGUGUGUAUGCUACAUAUUUGUAUGUUGGGAUAAAUAUAUAUAUGACGUAACUUUCAUUUCAUGGGUUGUGCUGGCAUGUGAAUUAUUUGCAUUAUUAGAUUAAAGCAGUCAUGUAUUUACUCACUAUGAUUAUGUUGGUAUGUAAUAAUACAUAAAUGUUUAAUUCAAUAAUAAAGAUAAAUGAUUGAUGUCCAGUCAGCGGAACAUAUGAUGUAUAUGAUUACUGAAUAUGAUAAUAAAUUAUUUCAAAUUA